CAUGCGCAAAGGCUUUCCUCUCUGUUUCUUGUCGUCGUGAGGCGCCUACCUGGAAGGAGCGAGCGGCGGAGAGAUGAGAUGGCGGCCGAGGGGGAGACGGAGGCGGAGGCCGAAGUGGAGUGGGUGGUAGACAGCAUCGCCGGCUUCCUUCGGAGCCCCGCCUGGUCCAGCCCCAUCCUGGAGUUCGUGGAGCAGAAGUGCGAGGUUUUUGAUGACGAAGAAGAAAGCAAAUUAUCUUACACUGAGAUUCAUCAGGAAUAUAAAGCUUUGGUUGAAAAGCUGUUAGAGAGUUACCUUAAAGAAGUAGGAAUUAAUGAAGACAAAUUCCAGGAAGCUUGCAUGUCUCCUCUUGCCAAGACUCGUACCUCACCGGCCAUUUUGCAACCAGUAUUGGCUGCAGAAGACUUCAGAUUGUUUAAAGAGAUGAUGGUCCAGAAAAACAUCGAAAUGCAAUUGCAAGCCAUUAGGAUAAUCCAAGAAAGAAAUGGUGUUCUGCCUGACUGUCUGACUGAUGGCUCUGAUGUAUACACUGAAAUUGAAGAAGAAGAAAUGAAAAUACUCAGGGAAGUUCUUAGGAAGUCUAAGGAAGAAUAUGACCUAGAGCAAGAAAAGAAAAAAACUAAAGAGUCACAAGAUAAACUGAAAUCAUCUGAUGGUGCACACAAAUCUCCAGGACACCUGAGCGACAGUGCAAGACCUAAAGUAACUGUUGGCCCCACAACAAAACCAUCAUCAGGUACUGAAGCAAAACAUAAAGAUCCAUCAGCCCAGCAACUGUCUACAAAAACAAAGGAAGAUAAGGGCAAGAAAGCAGUGGGGAAUGGUUCCGAAUCUAUAGCAAAGCAGGCCAGCAUUGAAGGACGUAAAUUAUCAGAACUUGGAGCACAGGAGCUCAGGGAGCGUGAAGAUUACCUAAAGCAGAAGCGAGAUGCUCUGAUGGCUUUGAAGAAGGAGUCAAAAAAUAAUAAUGCACUACCGCAGAAUAUAGAACAGAAAGAAGAGCUCUUACCUGCUCGAGAGGCCAAAGAUAAUGAAAUGAAGGGAAUGACAGCAGAAGAAGAGCAAAGUUUGCUAAAGAAGAGAAUCCUUGCAGCGAAACUCAAAGAAGAAGUUAUUAACAAGCGAUAGUUUAGCGAAGAUGCUUCUAAGAAGAGUUGGCGGCACAAAUUAUAUUUACUGUAUAUUUAACCACGAACUGAAUUCUUCGCUCCAUAUUUACUUGAUUUUAUAUGUUACAAACAUGCUAAUUUUUGUUUCUUUUUAAAAACCUAGACUGAAAGGAAACUAUUUAAUUUUAGAAUGAUCCUUCUCCAUAGGUGUGAUAGUUCCGUCACCCAGUUUCGCUUUUUUGUUUUGUUUUGUCAUUUUGUGUGUGUAUUGAUGGAUGAUGCUACUGCGGUACUUUUGCUUGGUGUGAUAUUAAUGUUUGAAUGUUUGUGUCAGAAAUAAUAUUAUUUACAGCUCACCAUUAAAAUGGCUACUUUUAAAUUUAAGCAUGUGCAGCGAGUACCAAGCCCAUCAAGUGUAAAGCCAAUUCACGCGAAACACACCAUUUCCUGCAUGGAGCUGCAAGAGGCCCUGGUUUUUAUUACAGCAUUUCUCGCCAUUCAUACAUUGGGGGAAAGUCGUAUCCUUGGCCAUCACAGUGUACAAAUAUCCUAAAUUAGCUGCUUCUUUGAGGUCUCUGUGACUCACAUAUGGCCUCUUCUGGGCCCGACUGUUGGAAUGGACUAGAGCUGAAAGUGGUCUAGAGCCUUUUAGUCCCACCCUCCACCGUGUGCAUAUCUUUGAUAGUGCUUGCCAAAAAAACUUGUUCACUUUUCUUCACCAGUCUUUUUCCUGGUCUUUUUUUCCUCAGCAUUACCUUACACGGUCUUCUAUUUUUUUUUUACUUUUCUUCAUUUUUUUUUAAAAAACCUUUCUGUCUCAAACCUCUUUUCUCCCACUUUUCUUUGUUCAUGUGAAAGGGCUUAUGCCCUCCUCCCACCAAGUCAUGUACCGUUUGCAAAGUAUGCAAAGUACUGUUUGUAUAAGGGGAAAAAAUGCUUCAGAGAGCUAUUCUUGCAGCCUGCUUUGUCUUAGGGAGACCCAUAUUGGAACAAGGCAGGGUGCUUAAAAGCUUUUGCACUCAAAGAUGCCCUCAGGACCUUAGCGCUCUUCUUCCCUUUGAGAAGAAACAUGUAAUUGACUCAGGCAGUGGCUCUAAUUUGUUCCAGCAUGGCAAUUGAUGCUUUAGUUGUCUUGAUACAGACUUGAAGCAGAGUGAGUUGAAGACCCAACCAAGAUCAGAAGCAACUGAGUUUUAAGUCCUUUCAUGCCACCAUUUACAAGAUGGGUCGAAAUUGGCUCCAUUGUUUGAGGAUUUCUUCCUGCAGCUCUUCCUGCACUCUCGGACAUUUAUCCUGCCUCUUUUUCCAUAGAGGGCAUUCCUCUCUAUGUUCUUUCCUAUCCUAAUGUGUGACAAGGCAGCAUGCCUCCACUCCCUUGAUGCCUUGGUGCCAUGGCUUGAAGGGCCAUGGUGCUUUUUAUUGAUGGGACAAAACCCCACUAGAAGAUUGAUUGCUGCAACCAUUUCCUAAGCCAGAGCUCCAUCAAUACCUUCUCUCCAAGGUGUUCUCCAUUAAGUAUAUAGUGUCAGCACCAUUGACAUUCAUCCAUUGAAAUAUUGGUACAAGAUCCAGGAAUAAGGUAUUGCUUGGUUGCACUGUACUCAGCUACACUGAACCAUCUUCUCCUACCUGUUCGUACUGUUUGAUGAUGUGUCGCGAAUCACAAAUACUAGGUUGCUCACCUGCAAAUACCGGACAGGUCUUUGAAUGCCCACAACUCCCCACAAGGUGCCGCUUCCUCAUCCUAGUGUCAUAUUUUGUGAUGUUGGGAUAUGUGUAGUAGAGCACACAUGAGGCUAACAUCUGGAUGAUUCGUUCAGCUUUAGAACAUUCUGACUAUUGCUGGGCAAGUACAGAAACUGUAUUGUGAGUUCACAAAUGACCAAUGGAAGAACUCCCAAUUCUUGUACCCAUUUAGAUGGGAUAACAACAGGAUAAAAGUUAGUUGAGUUUGUAGAAGAGCUUAAAUCAAGAUUUCAAUCCAGCUGUACAGCAACGCUAGCAGAUAAGUAAGCGACAUCUCACAAUUUGGAACCACUCGGACUUCUCCAUCACUACUUCCUUCAACACAGUAAAAACACAGGCCAGCCACAUUUUCAUUUAACUUUUUAUUAAAAUAGUAUUUAACUGAGACAUGUUGGCAGAUGCAAUCUUUCUCUUUAAAAAAUCAGUUGAAGGGCCCCAGGCAUUUGAAAUGUGGGCUGUCCUGUGGCAGAAAAGUACUGAAAAGGAGUCGGGGAGCGGGAGGACAAAUGCACCUGAGGCAGACGGUGGGACUCGGAAGGGAGGAGCUAAGUGCACCUUCCACAGCUCUUCAAAUGAUUCCAAUAUUGGUUGGAGGGUCAUUGUUUUGUUUAUAUUAAACUAUAAAAAGGAAUUAUUAAUUUUGCUUUCUUGAUUACGUCUGCAUGUAUCUGAAUGUUCCCAACAGUCUUUGAAAUGGGUGGAAGAUCCAAUUGUGCUUUGGGACUUUUUCAGUGACUGAUAGAAAGCUGGAGAGAGGAUUGGUGAAUUUCUUUCUGAAGGGAAAUGGGUCACAUAUAGUUUUCUUAAGAAAAUUAUACAGGUUUCGGGGAAAACUUUCCCUCUGUAAAAGUGAAGGGGAAGACCUGCUAAGAGCAAAUGGAUGGCGGAUGUUUGACAGCAAGUCUACCUAGUAACUCCAUUGAACCAGCCAAAGGACUUCCCCAGAUUUUCCUUCAAACAAGGGACUCGGCUGAAGCGAGAAGGAAGCCCCAUUCUUGGUUGCCUGGAGCCCCCAGAGGGCAAGAGAGGUGGUCGUCAGGCCACAUUAACGGUCAGUCAUCACGGCACACUGAACCAAAUCUAGAAUUUGCUUCCCCCCCUGCCAGAUUUGAUUCAGUAGCAUUUACUGAUUAAAUUGUACAAAUAACUAUUCUCAUUAAAAUCCUCUAAAAUGGCCACGUUUCAAAAAUCUGAAUUAACUUACCAUUUACAACAAACCAAACAAAACCAAUAAUUAUGGAAUUACAGGGUCACAUUUUAAUUCCUGAAUUUUACAGUUCAUUAAUAUUACCACAUGUAUACAAAUGGUGUAAAACAAGUACAGUGGUUUUUUUUUUUCUUCUUCUCAAUACAAAAUAAACUUCUGUUUCAUGGAAAAACUAUACUUCAUAUCUACACAGACAGCCCAUCUUUUGCAAACGAUAGCUAAAAUUAAAAUUAACUACAAAAUCUCCAAAACGGAAACUGUCAGCACUGUUCCAGGAGAAAUGGACCCAUGACACAUCGCAAGAGUGAUCUAUAGUGAUGGAUUGCUGCUGGUUUCAUUGUUCAAAUAUUUCAACACAAUUUGUAGUUUGGGGAAUUAAUUCUGCAUGAUCUCAGAUCAUAUAUGGCCAAACUAACAGUAAAAUAUUUACAGUUCACUUGCUCGGAAAAAUAAAAAGGUCUCAAAAAUGGUUGACUCCAUCAAUUCA
This is a messenger RNA of Anolis carolinensis (green anole), 4549 nucleotides long. It is a transcript of the gene cfap36, whose product is annotated as cilia and flagella associated protein 36. The record is from RefSeq and is a predicted model, not a curated record. Gene Ontology annotation, cellular component: axoneme; ciliary base. The transcript has 10 exons. NCBI's taxonomy places the organism in Eukaryota, Metazoa, Chordata, Lepidosauria, Squamata, Anolidae. Bases 79 to 1128 code for a protein of 349 amino acids.